UCGUUUCCUUCACUCCUCCAGUUCCAGGAAGUUCACUCCGGGUUGAAGUGUCUGCAGACGGUGACAGUCCCUGCUCACUGUUGACAGGAAGCAGGCUGGACUCACUCUGCAGCCUCCCGACAGGAUUGUGACUGAACCUGCACGAGGAGACGAGAAUGGCUGCUCUGGGUCGUCUGAGGCAGUGCCACUCCACUGCCAACGCCAUCUCUAACUUUCACACCAGCAGCCGGGCCUCUGCCAAGGAGCACCACAAAAUGCUUGUGCUCGGGGGAGGCAGCGGGGGCAUCACAAUGAGUGCCCGGAUGAAGAGGAUGAUGGGAGCUGGGAACGUCGCCGUCAUAGAGCCCAGCGAGAUGCACUACUAUCAGCCAAUAUGGACCCUGGUCGGUGCCGGUGCAAAAUCUAUAGCCUCGUCCGGUCGACCCACUGCCAGCGUUAUGCCUUCUGGAGUGAAGUGGGUGAAAUCUAAAGUUCAGGAAAUAAACCCAGAAACAAAUACUGUCCGCACAGAGGAUGGAACUGAAAUCUCCUAUGAGUAUUUGAUUGUGGCUCUUGGAUUACAACUGCAUUACGAGAAGAUCAAAGGACUACCAGAGGGGUUUGACUAUCCAAAGAUUGGGUCAAACUACUCAGUGCAAACUGUGGACAAAACAUGGAGAGCUCUGCAGAACUUCACCGAGGGCAACGCUGUGUUUUCUUUCCCAGAUACUCCUGUGAAAUGUGCCGGAGCGCCACAGAAGAUCAUGUACCUAACAGAUGCCUAUCUCAGGAAGACAGGAAAAAGGGCCAAGGCCAAUAUAAUAUACAACACAUCGCUCCCUGUGCUGUUUGGCGUCAAGAAGUAUGCUGACUCGUUGUGGGAGAUUGUGAAAAGCCGUGACAUACACGUGAACCUGAGGCAGAACCUGAUUGAAGUGCGGGCAGACAAACAGGAAGCUGUGUUUGAAAACCUUGACAAACCCGGAGAAACAAAUGUCAUUGAGUAUGAAAUGCUUCACGUCACACCACCAAUGGGACCCAACUUGGUGAUUAAAGGCAGUCCACUGGCCGAUGUGGCCGGCUGGUUGGACGUCAACAAAGACACUCUCCAACAUAAUACGUAUCCAAAUGUGUUUGGGAUCGGAGACUGUACCAGCCUGCCCACGUCCAAAACUGCUGCCGCUGUCGCACAUCGAUGCUGGCUGUUAUCUCCAAAAGCUCACGAAUCUCGUUGUCUUUCCAAGAUGACAUCUCCAGUGGUGUCUUCUACGCAAAUGGCACCAGAUAUAUUUGUAUUAUUUUUUUAUUUUUUUCACUUAUGCCUCUGUAACGGGCAUCAGCAUGCUCACUCACUCGCUGUGAAUUUUCCCAACAUUUUCCUGCUGUAUUCUCACAUGGGCUGCUCGGACAUUUUACAUGGGGGGCGUGCAGGAAAACUUCCAGAAAAUGUCCAGAGAAACUGACUCUGACAUUUCCCUUUUCACAUACAGCCCCACUAGUAUGAUUUUGAGGAAUAAUAAUAAGUAGUAGCUUUUCUCUCUGGUGUGGAAUCAACAUUAUGGCGGUCUAAAGCUGCUGUCAUGUGAGCAGAAUAAUAACAAGGAAUUAUAGUAGUGUGGCUCCGUCCUUUUAUUGAAGAGCCCACUAAAACUACAGUCAAAGCAUCUAGUUGACGCUUACUUCCAAACAAAUGACACUCCAGAUACUUUGUUGGAAAAUCUCGAUUGAAACGUUCUUCUUAUAGUGGAAACUAAACAGAUGAAAUUAGUUCACUAAUCUAUUAAAGAUCAGUGGAUUGGAGUAUGAGCAUGCUUGAAGACUAUUGUGCUCCUCACUCUUUAUCUUCAACAAAAAAAAAAUAAACAAGCAGAGUUAGCACAUUAACCCUUCAGCCAAUCAAAGGCCAGGACUGUCUACACUCCCAAUAGGUCCCAGUCAAGCCACGGGCUGCAAUUAUUUUGUGGAACUGUCUAUUCUUAUCAAAUGAAGCGUUUUAGAAAACAAAUAUUUCACUAACAAAUUACUUUUCUUUUCCCAUUACUCUCCUUUAUGUCCCAACUACCUGCACAGAGCUGGUGAAUCUGAAUUUUGCUUUCAUCCACCAUAGACGUGAAAUGAGCUGCAAGACAGUACUAAACAUGGAAUCAUUCCCCUCCCUUGACAUGUUCCAAAAUCUUUUAAAACAGUUUUCAUACAACAAUGUCAUUGCACGUAAAAUGUGUUUUCCAUAAUUCAUUUUUGCCAUUGAUUCCUGCAUGCUUCCAUGUCUGUGGUGUAUUUGAAUCUGUCCGUUUUAGUGUGUUAUUAUGUGUUAUCUCUCCCUGCUUGUAUUCAUCUAUGAAACUUUUUAUUUCAUUGCUGCUCAUCUUGACCAGGACUCCCUGUAUCCCAAUGGGACCAUCCUGGUUAAAUAAAGGAUACAUUUAAUUUUAAAAGUUCCCUCAAGCAAACAUUUAUAGAUUUUUUUUCUCUAAAAUU
Messenger RNA from Hippoglossus stenolepis (Pacific halibut), 2457 nucleotides. RefSeq names its product sulfide quinone oxidoreductase (gene sqor). The coding region runs from base 156 to 1442 and encodes 428 amino acids. Gene Ontology annotation, cellular component: mitochondrion. Gene Ontology annotation, molecular function: sulfide:quinone oxidoreductase activity; FAD binding. The transcript is spliced from 8 exons. The record is from RefSeq and is a predicted model, not a curated record. NCBI's taxonomy places the organism in Eukaryota, Metazoa, Chordata, Actinopteri, Pleuronectiformes, Pleuronectidae.